This is a messenger RNA of Aegilops tauschii subsp. strangulata, 375 nucleotides long. NCBI's taxonomy places the organism in Eukaryota, Viridiplantae, Streptophyta, Magnoliopsida, Poales, Poaceae. The record is from RefSeq and is a predicted model, not a curated record.
AUGGAGAAGCAGUUCCUGGGCCUGGAGCUACAGCAUGUAUCUCGCGACACCAACCAAGAGGCCGACUACAUCGCCAAGAGGGCGUCCAGGCGCCUGCCCCAAGAACCAGGCCUCUUCAAGGAGCAGCUCUUCAAGCCCUCAGCAACCCCACCAACCACUGAACCUGCGCCACCUAGGGAGGAGCUCCCCACACCACCAACUUCAGGAGCCCCCGCCUGCGGUCCGACCUCGGGGGCACGUUUGCUCCUGGCACUCGAGCCUCAGGAGGGGUGCUGGACCAAGGAGUUCAAGGCAUACCUGACGCAGGGCACGUUGCCGGAGAAGGAAGAGGACGUGGAGCGUGUGGCCCGGCAGGCUACGGCGUACGACAUUUAG